ACAUAUCUUGAUUACUAUCUAACUGGAAAUAAUUUGUAAUGUCUUCCCAACUUUUGACGCUCCUCAUCAUCCUAUCUGCGGCUGUGAUCUACCACAUCCCCGUUGUGACUUGUAUUGAACCAUGGUGUGUGGCGUUGCCUGCAACCACACCAGAGCAGUUAGAAGCAAACAUUAAAUUUGCUUGCGAGAAAGUCGAUUGUUCCCCGAUCCAAUACGGUGGAUAUUGUUAUUACCCUAAUACUUUACUAGACCAUGCGUCAUUUGUCAUGGAUAUUUACUACCAGAGUCAUGGUCGCACUUUUAGUGCUUGUGACUUUAACCAUUCCGGCUACCUUAUUUAUUCCGACCCAAGUCAGGGCACGUGUAUCCAUUGACUUUAAUAAUAAUUCUAGGUGGCCGGGGCGCUAUGCGCUCAGCAGACGCCUAGACGACCGUAUGGACCGCCUAAACUCACAUAAUAUUAUUUUACUAUAUAUUUGUAAUACUUAUAUUUAAAUAUUUAAGUUCUAUAUUCAUAUACAUAUUUA
Camelina sativa (false flax) is the source of this 527-nucleotide messenger RNA. The record is from RefSeq and is a predicted model, not a curated record. NCBI's taxonomy places the organism in Eukaryota, Viridiplantae, Streptophyta, Magnoliopsida, Brassicales, Brassicaceae.